Microbotryum saponariae is the source of this 1240-nucleotide messenger RNA. Lineage: Eukaryota; Fungi; Basidiomycota; Microbotryomycetes; Microbotryales; Microbotryaceae. The record is from the annotation of a GenBank genome assembly.
AUGGCGCCUCACUUUUUCAAGCACAAGUCUGAUCAUCACCAUCAUAACCAAAAGGCCGAGGAUGAUCUGAGCUCGCAACUCUCCCGCUUGACCAGUGGCGAGGACACAGCCGCGAACCACCCAACCUCGAUCCUCUCGACCGGCGGCACCGGCAGUGGCUCGACAACACCAUUACCCCAUGGCUCUCUCGACCAGGAAGACAACGACGAUGACCAACCGGAGGGAUGCGGUGGUGUCCCCGGAUCGAGUUGCCGUUCCAAGCCACUUCGACCAAAGGAAUCUCGAAUGCCGAGUAGCGGCGGAUCGUCUUCGAAUGGCGGUCCGAGUCUGACCCACUCGGACACGAUGAGUUCCACCUCAUCCUCGUCCUCUUCUCACCCCACUUCCGGAUUAAGCACACACGGAUCGUCCUCUACCUCCUCCAAACACUCCUCCUUGGCUCUCUCUUCCUUCGUCAAAGGCCAUCACGGCUCCUCCCACUCGAGCAAACACUCGUCUUCCCCAGCUCCAGAACCUUUCAUCCUCCCGAGGGAUCCGAUCGCCUUGUGUGAAGCGGCCAUGUCCUCGAUUCUUACCGUCCCUGGCCCGCCGAUCGAGCAGUUGAAGAAGGAAAUUUGGCCCCAGUUGUUCCACAUUGCGUGAGUUAUUGGGAUAUCCAUUUCGAGAAGAUUCUCGAGGUGCUGACCUGGCGCAAACAUGGGGUUCGAACAGAUACGAGCAUCGCGUCAAUACACGAGAAGUCAACUUGGAUGGUUUGGUUGCGAUCGUUGAAUUCCUCCGAGGGCGUUACCAAGUGAGUUGACCUCUUACUGCCGAUCGUCUCGGACCGAAGUGUUAAAACCACUGAUAUGCCCAUUAUCUUACACACAGUCCGCAAGGCUCCGGUUCCGCUCGCACUUGAUGGACAUGGACGGGACAGCGUCGAUGAAGCGAGCUGCAGUCGCAAUCGUAUACGAGAUCAUAGUCCAAGUCAAACAUCCCAUCACACCCCAUAAGCAUCACAGUCAUAUUGACGAAGUGUGAGUGAUCCUUUACCCUGCUGGCUACGACUGAACAAGAAAACACAUGCGCUAAUUUGCUCGUCCAUCGACCUGAUCCUUCCAGUCGUACCUCCGCCAUGGGCGUCGUCAAGAUAUUUGAUGGGAGGUUGGCUCAAUCAGAUUUGGUCAUCGACACGGCGCCUCUGCAAAAAGCGGCCACACCGGAGAACCAACCUGAUUUGUCCUGCACGAUCAUGUGA